AUGUUUACGCUCAAAUUCCGUGAUAUUAUAAAAAUAGAACUUCGUGCUGUGCUGCUUAAACUGAACAGAUGUCGCUUUUGCAAACGUGAUCAACGACAACAAAUCACAAGUUUAAGCCAUUCGGUUUUUUCAAUUUAUCGGAUUGAAAUAUUAUUACUUUACAGAUGUUUAACCAUAAAAGGCUUUGGAAGUUCUGUUUCAGCUUUACCGUUGCUGCACAAAUAUAGCUUGAACGAAUCCCUCGCAAAAGCUGCUUUAACAGCCCCGGGAAAUUAA
Clunio marinus is the source of this 276-nucleotide messenger RNA. The record is from the annotation of a GenBank genome assembly. NCBI's taxonomy places the organism in Eukaryota, Metazoa, Arthropoda, Insecta, Diptera, Chironomidae.